Messenger RNA from Coregonus sp. 'balchen', 10394 nucleotides. NCBI's taxonomy places the organism in Eukaryota, Metazoa, Chordata, Actinopteri, Salmoniformes, Salmonidae. The record is from the annotation of a GenBank genome assembly.
GGUCAUGAGGACCACAGAUAUGAAAACGUAUGUCUGCCAUAACGGUGAUUAACCAUAUGCACAUCAUCAUUAUUCACAGCCUAGCAGUUUGUUAUAGUUUACCCCUAAAGCCACACAAAAUAGUCAGUUUCACUAUUACAUCACCAAGCCACGAUUUCUGAGUAUAAACAACCACUCAGUCUGACUGAGAGCAUUGUGAAAAUCUAGGCGAUCAUGUGACUGACUAAACUAUGUUAAUCCAUAUUGUUCAGCAAUGCAUUGAUGCAAUGUUAAUUCCAUGUAAUUUAAACCUCUAGUCUACAACCCUUCUGCAAGUAGCCUAGCGCAAAACAAAAAGCACAGGGAUUGGCUGGUCCUUGGGGCUAGCCAUGAGCUGAGUGUGUGGACACAGAGAGGAAGAAAAGUGAGGGAACAAACUGGAAGUCUGGAACUUUUUUCUUUUUUUUCUCCCCCCUCCUUUCUUCAUUGGAAUGCUGUGAUAAUGAAAUGCGCUCAGCUGGGCUGAGAUCCAGCUCCAACUUUACUGAGGCCUACAGUGAGGAGUCUCAUAGAGGCUAGUGGGAAAAUGAUAGCUGCUGAAUCCCGCUCUGUCUGUCUGGGAUUCUCUCCCGGUCUUUCUCUCUCUCCUUACUACUCCCACCCCAUCACAUGUUCCAUGGACUGGAGAACCAUGGCAGAGUUCCAAUGGAAUGUGGCAAGAACCAUAGAAAAAGUUAGAACUUCCCAAUUCCUGCCACUUUUUUGCUUGCAUCAUUAUAAGUUAGUCAGCCAGACUAUUCCCAACUCCUACAUGUUGAACUGACCAUGGCAGAGAUGUUAAGGAAUUUCAUUAAUUUGUUAUCAGAGGGGGAGUAUUCCUAAACAAAUUAGGCCGACAUGCUUUAUAAAAUGAAAUGUCUUACCGUCAGUACCAUUUUUACAUUGAGUUGAAUCCAAAACUCAUUGGAUGGUGCUAUAUUAUCAUGGCUGGUGUGUUUGCUUCAAACAAACAGAUUCUAGACUAAAGAGCAAACUGAGUAGCUGCGUGACCGGAUUCUCUGGACUUCCUGAUAGCUAAACAACUGUACCUUAUGCGCAUUUGCUACUUUAAGUACAAGGCACAACAGACUACUCUGGCAAAUUUCAAUGAUGUGCUGUCUAUCAAAUCGUGCGGUGUUGCAUGAUCAUUGAAAAGCUAAAUAAUAGUUAUGUUAUUUAUGGUUAAAACAGUCCCACCCCCCCCCCCCCCCCCCCCCCCCAAUUCAUCAGGGCAUGGACUCUACAAGGUGUCGAAAGCAUUCCUCAGGAAUGCUGGCCCAUGUUAACUUCAAUGCUUCCCACAGUUGUGUCAAGUUGGCUGGAUGUCCUUUGGGUGGUGGACCAUUCUUGAUAAACACGGGAAACUAUUGAGCUUCAAAAACCCAGCAGCGUGGCAGUUCUUGACACAAACUGGUGCGCCUUGCACCUACAACCGCACCCUGUUCAAAGGCACUUCAAUAUUUUGUCUUGCCCAUUAGACCAAUCCAUGUCUCAAGCCUUAAAAAUCCCUUGUUAACCUUUCUCCUCCCCUUCAUCUACACUGAUUUGAAGUGUAUUUAACAAGUGACAUCGAUAAGGGAUCAUAGCCUUCACCUGGUCAGUCUGUCGUUGAAAGAGCAGGUGUCCUUAAUGUUUUGUACACUCAGUGUAUAUGAUGCAUGUCUUGCAUUAGGCAAACAUAUAUUUCUGAUGAUUCAUCUAAGCGGUGACUUGUUUCUUUACGAGCAGAGUUUAUCAAUCUCACGAUGGUUUAGGUCAGGAGAUGGCGUUUAAACUAGCUCUGCUGAUAAUUAGUGUGUGAUUAGAAACCUGUUAAGGGGUUUAACAUCUGGGGUGUUGCUUGCUAAAGCAGCCCAGGGAGCUGGGUAAAGCAUACACUAAUCUAAAGAUCAGUCAACGCCCGCAUACACACACACACUGCAGAUUUACAAAACCAAUACAAAGAGGUCAUCUGGACAUUCCAGUUUGUGGAUUUCAAAUGUUAAACCCUGUAAUGUUCAGGCAUGUUCAGUAGCACAACAGGGAUUUCUUUGCUUUGCUUCUUUGGAUUUGUGUUUAGGUGAGCUGCAGCACAAAUCGAAUCAGACCUUUUAUUUGAAGUGCAUUAAAGGAACUCAAAGAAAUAUAAUUACUGGAACGAGCAUUCCCAUUCAAGUCAUCGUUCGGUGAUGGGUGGUAGGCUAAUUCUGUGACUAUAGAUCUCAACACUUCACGUUACACCAAUCUGACCUCUGUGAUCCCUCUUUCACAGAAAGCCACGAGGAAAACAGACAAGCCUCGGCCGGAGGACCUGGAUGUGACUGAGCUGACCAGUGAGGGCCUGAAGGACGAGCUGCUCAAGUAUGGAGUCAACGUAGGACCCAUCGUGGGUGAGUCAGUCAGUCUGCUAGUUCCUUUUUAAAAGGCAUUGUUUUUAGAAAACAUUGGGUUCAUUCUGUGUUAUUAUCGAGUCUAUAAUCGCCUGUUAUUACCUGUUGAUUGUAUGGUAGGUGGAAUAUGUAUGUAAUUGUGCUGUGCUCCUGUGUCCAGUCCAUGUAAAUAAAACGAAUUGGUUCAAUUUCUUUGGUCCAGACAAAUAAUGCCUUCUAUAUUUCUGCAGAAGGGAAUUAAUAGAGUUGUAUUGAAUUUAUUUUAAUAAUGGCCAUUAUUGUUGCAGACUUCAUUAGUUUAUUAAUACAGUUGUGUUGAAUUCAUUUGAAAAAUGUCUGAACUUUUGGCAGCCUCCACCCAUAAACUGUAUGAGAAGAGGGAUUAAUAUAGUUCUAUUGAAUUUAUUUGAAUGUCUUGUUGUCAUGGCAGCCACAACCCGUAAGCUGUAUGAGAGAAGGCUCCAGAAGCUGUUGGACCAUGGUCCUCCUGAGACCGUGACUCUACCGAUGGUCAUCACUCAGGUAGACAGCAACCACAACGGCAACUCUGACUCAGACCGCUACAGCGACAAGGAGGAAGGUAAGAAACGUAACACUCAGUCAUCCUCUUUCUUAGACCAGGUUUAUUACAGAUUCAAAUCAGAUUCAUCUCGGCAGUUGACACAUUAGAUUACACAUGAGAUCUUUUUUUUCUGAGAUGCCUACUUGCAAACCAAAUUGGCCCUCUGGGAUAAUACGAAUCAUGGAUUGAUUGGUUGGUUAAUAGACUGAAUGACAGAGCAUGACAUUGAUGGAAAUUGUGUGUAUGUGUUUAGAGGUGACGACAGUCCCAGAACCAGAGCCAGUCACAGUCCCCGUGGUGGAGAGACCUGUCAGAAGCAGAGGGAAGACCCCAGUCACCACCAGGACCCGCAGCAGCCAGCACAACCGGGUGAGUCCCUCUUUAUUUAAUCAGGGGACAAAAGCACAUCCUCACGUUAGGCCAACUUCAUGGUUUGCAUUCCUUCAAAGCUCGCCAUACAGAAUGUGUUGAAAUCUGAGUUAAAUAGCAUGCAUAUCUCAAGUUGUGAUUUGUCCCCAAGUGCUACACAUUUGGCAAUGAUUAGUAGUCACAUUAGAGGCUAUAGGAUGCGCAGCGGCACAUCUGGGGUCGGUUAAACCUGUCUCUAAUAUAUUAUUGAGAGAGAGGAGGUGUGUCCUUUAUGAGACACCUUAUAGGGGUGGAAGUUACGUGUCUGUGGAAAACGAAGCACCAAAUGUGUCUGUCUGCUGGGAGUUAGUGCAGCAGGCUUUGAUUUCACAACCGGCCACAUUUACAUUUACAUCAUUUAGUUGAUGCUCUUAUCCAGAGCGACUUACAAAUUGGUACAUUCAACUUAUGAUAGCAAGUGGGACAACCACUUUUUUUCUCCUUUUUUUUGUGGGGGAGGUGGGGGUAGAAGGAUUGCUUUAUACUAUUCCAGGUAUUCCUUAAAGAGGUAGGGUUUCAAGUGUCUCCGGAAGGUGGUCAGUGACUCCGCUGUCCUGGCGUCGUGGGGGAGCUUGAAUGAAUUGGAUUAGCUUGUUUUCUCUAAGGCCACUAUUUAUUUUCCCUCUCUUUCACACUCUCUAUCCCCCUUUCAUUCUUUCCUCACAAGAACAUACUUAAAAGCCCCUGCUUAAUAUUUUUUUCUUCACAAAACCUAUCGUUUAAGUGUUUUUUAAAUGUUUUUAAGCCCUUUUACUUUUCUCCUCCUGGUUUCUUGAUACUUUGGGAGGUGUUGGUGCCAUCUGGUGUCGAAAUUCAGAACGUCCCAGAUGGUAACCUACUCAACUGAAGCUGUGGAUAUUAUAGCUGUGGAUAUUAUAAAGGGAUGGUUUGAGAUUUUGUAAAUGAAGCCCUGUAUCUACUACCUCAAGCUAGCUGUUCCUGUGUGCUUCCAGUCAUGAGCUAACUCUAGUUAGCAUUGUCUCGCACCUCUAACUUCCUUCAUACUGGACGCAUAGACAGAAUGGUAUCCCAGAGUUCAUCUGACUCUGGGGAAGUCGAUGGGCUUCAUUGCCAAAAUCUCAAACUAUCCCUUUAAAACAUGUGUGUGCACUGCCAACUUUACUCACUGAAGUUGUGGACUUGGCUUUAUAAGGCGUGUUCGUGAAGAGGUGGAAGGUCGGGUGUUCUGAGAAAAGUGUGUGUUUAGAUCUAUGCUCCAGACGAUGAUGAUGAUGAUGAUGAUCUUGAGGAAGAGCAUCCUGUGUUAAACAUAAAGAGACCAUCGAGGAGGUCGUCUCGUGGAGUCGACCAGAUGGUCCCUGCCAGCGAUGAUACUGUAAUAUACACUGAACCUAUCCAUCUCCCUUGGUUUGUGGUGCACUGGAGAAGUGUUCAGCUUGAUAAUCACCUUUUUUGUGGAUGGUGUUAGUCAUGUUAUAUAUUUAAGGUUUAUUUGGAAUUGUACACAGUUGCAGCUAAAAGCUGAAUUGCAGCAUACAUAGGCCUAAGUAAGUAAAAAAUAAAAAAUGAGAUGUAGUAUACAAUUAGUUAAGCAGCAUUAAGCAGUCUCACAAAGUAAGGCAUAGACCUAUGUCUUCACUCACUGGGUUCUCUACAACCACUGUUGAAUGUUAUGUUUGGAUUUGUUUGGGAAGGUACUCUUGUGUGGGUGGGUGUGUCCUCCCUUUCACCACAUCACCUGGUGUCAGUGGCUUCCUCAGCUAGAGAGACCAAUGAACACUGCACAGGUGGCAGGUCUCACCUUAAGCCUAGCUGCCUGAUUGCCUCCAUUAUUACACCGCCGCCUCAUGAUCCUCCUCCUGCUCCAGGAUGUCUCUGAGCUAUCAGCUGGUGAGGUAGUUCUUCCCCCUCCCAGAGAGGCAAAGACCAAGGCACCUCUGCUUCUGGUGGGUUUGUGAUCAAUUGAUAUGGGUUUGUGAUGUCCUGAGUAAACUUUCCACUGAUCUCUUUGUCAGUCCCUCUAUUUAACUUCCCUUCGCCUCGCUCUCCCCGUCUGUCAUGUUCCAGGAAGUCCCUAAGGAACCUAAGCCUAUACUGGCAGACAAGCCAAGCUCUAAGCCCUCUCCCUUACUGCAGGGCCUAGCCCAUGCCCAGUCCCAGUCGACUAGGACUUACCAUCAGGAGGUUGUUCUAACAGCCACGGCUGAGUCUCCCUCACCCAGACAGACUCAGGUACCUGUAGGUUCCCAGCUCAGGUGGUGGGGUUCACUAUGGUUACUUGUCACUCACUGGUGCUAUGAAUGGUUGUUGUGUUCAUGGCACAUAGUCACAGUGGUGUCUCAUAGUCAUAGUAAGAUAUUUUGGACUGUGCCAUUAUGGAUAUAUAUUUGUUUUCUUAUUGCCAAACCUUAAUGUUGAAGAGCCACUCACCCACCUGAUGUUUUGGCUAUUUAGUCUAGUACUCUAAAGUCUCUACUGUGUCUAACCCUCCUCAGUCUGUCCCUGACCGAGCCUUCCCCCUGAAUGUGAAUGCUGCUGUGCUCUGGGUCCCCAAAGGCAAACCCAGCAGCCCCCCAGUCAAGACCCCCAGCCACGGUGUCCCUGAAGGCCACAGAGGUCCGGAGAGCCACCGCUCCCUCAAUCCCAGGCAGACUAGUAGAAAGGUGCUUUCCUUGCCUCCCUCACUUACUGGGAGAUAGAAAUAGCCUUUUGGUCAAUCACUAGGAACUAUAAAUGAUUUGUUCCAUUUUAACAAUGGUUUGUUAGUCUACAUUUUUAUGUAUACAUUUGUGUGUGGGCAUACUUUACUAACUUUGUUGGUUUUGAUGUGCUUCUCGCCUGUGCGACUUAACGUUAACUACGGAGACACAAGAUUAUGUAAUUAGAUAGUUGAGAGCGCCGCCUUCUUCAGAAUCAGGAUGUCUGUCCCAAGAUGGAAGUGAGGUGUGGCAUUAGAUUGAGUUUAUUAGUCACAUGUACAGGGAUGCAGAUGUAAUUGCAGGGUACAGUGAAAUCUCAUGAAAUAACAGUGCAUGUCAAAAUAAAUUAAAAAUAUAAAAUAAAAGAGAAGUGACUAUAAGAGAAAAAUAUGGAUAAUAAUAUACACAAUAAUAAUAUACAACUGUAGCAAUGAUAAAUGACCGUUGGGUGGUGGGGACAGGGGAAGAGUCCGUUGGGGAAUGUCCAUAGGGGGAGCAGCAGGGAGGGAGUGAGAAGUGAAUGGAACAGUAAUAUAUUUUAUUUAUAUAUAUAUAUUUACGCUGUAACAAUGAUACAUGUCCAUUGGGUGUGGGUGGGGGCAUGGUAAAUGUUUGUUGGGGGGGUGAAGGAAGCGGGGAGAACAGACCAUGGCUCGGGUGGCUGGGGUCUACGAUUUAUCUUCUUGGCCUGCUAACAGGCAGAUGGAGGAAGUAGGGUGUCCAAUCAAAAACGCAUAUUUUGACCAAUUGGUAUGUUAAUUGUGUAGAUACUCCUCUAAGAAAACCCAUAGUCCAAACCUCAUGUCUCUAUCAUAAUCUGUUCAAAAGUUAUUGGCGUUUCUACCUAUGUCGGAUGGCCCAAAUUAGGGUGACUAAAUCAAUGGAGGCCAGAGAAAAAAGUGGUCAUAACCAGGAAAAUAGCAUUGAGUCAGCUAGGCUGGUUGCUGUGCGAGAAUUGAGGCUAAACGGACAGGUUCGCUGUUGAACUCAUCUUUCUUCUCGAAUCCGGAGGACAUAAAACAAUAUAGAGAUGGAUAUCAUUUUUGAGACAUGACAGAAGAUUUCUCACAAAAACAAGCUUAUCUCUGUGAAAUGCAUUUUAUUUUCAAUGCCUUUUAAAUGUAUCGUUUCAUGCUAAUUUAGCUUUUUGCGACCCGCAGAAACAUCUUUGCAGACUACCACUACAACAUGUAAAAUCCUCAAAAGUUCCUGUGAGAAAGCGGCAGCGCUCUGUCAACGGAGCUCGGUGCUUAUCGGAUGUAUUAGGUUACGAAAUCCAACUUUUUGGAUAUGUUAGAUGUUAUGUUAUAGAAAGACCCCACUGAACGAUUCAGAACAUGAAGAAUCAUAUUUGUCUUGGUAAAAUGUAUUUUAUAAAAUAAGGAAGUGAAAGUUCAUCACCAAACCGUGUUUUCACUCACUCUGGGCGGAGUGGGUGGGGUUGCCCAACCAUGUUCCUGGAGAGCUACCCUCCUGUAGGUUUUCGCUCCAACCCCAGGUGUUACUAACCUGAUUCAUCUUAUCAACCUGCUAAUUAUUAGAAUCAGGUGUGCUAGAUUAGGGUUGGAGCAAAAACCUACAGGACUGUAGCUCUCCAGGAACAGGGUUGGGCCGUCCUGCCCUAGAGGAAGCCAAAUGAGGGGUGUGGCAAGAGAUACAGCGGAAACCAAAUAGGAAGAGAGGAAGUAGGGGGAGACUGAGAGUAAAACUUAAGGAACUAUGGAAGGUAUUCCCACCGCUCCCAUUUGAUAGUUCUAGCUAGUCUCUAGUCUCAGUAUUAAAGUGGAUGAGCUACAUGUCAAUGUUCUGUUCCAAUGGGCAUAUCUUGACGCCAGCCUGAAUUGGUUUACUGAACAUGGUUGGUUGAUUUGAUCGUCUUCGAACUGAGUUUGGAUGGGUUCGGAACAAUACCUACCAUGUGUAAAUGGCGAGUGCAGCACAAAGCAAAACACCUCGACUGUUUCAAUUCAAUGGACAAGUUUGACCUCUGGUGUAAGGAGAACUUCCUGGAAGAUUUUUCUGCCACCAAGACCAAAGACCUUUUCAUCCACUUCGAAAAUCUGUUCUCGUGACUUGUAUAAUGUUUGUAUCAGUCUUGUGUGUGUAUUGUUUAUAUAAUCCGAAAUCCACAACUGGUCUUUCCCCUCUGUGAAAAAAUAAAGCCAUUCUCUUCUAUUCUACUUCUAGCUGUGCUGUGAGGAGGAUGGUGGUCUUCCUCUCACUCUGACUACUAAAGCUCCCAGUCAUGAGCCAACCUCCCUACUCAAUAUAGCUCUUAUGGAGGUUUGGGACAUCUCUCACCUGCUUUAGUACUUGUGACAUCACUCUGUUUUGGGUGAUUUGUAUGAUUUUGAUCUGUUCACAAUUUGCUCAAUGCUCUCUCCUGGGUCUGUAUGGAUAUCAACCAACCUCUUCUAUAACUGAUAUUUCUAAUCCAUAUUUCUGGUAAUCUCAGGAACCUGCACCAAGUGUCCAUGCUCCAGUAGGACAGAGCAUUAGACCCCUGAAACAAUGGCCUCUGGUGGGUAUAGGAUCUUAAUCACACUGUCCUCUUAUACCCACUACUGUAAUAAUGCUCACUGGAUUUUAAAUGCACCUGUUUAAGUGAUGGCCAAACUCUACUAGUAUAGGAUACUGAUCCAGUGUGUUACUUACCCUCUCCAUGUUAAAGGGGGUACUACAGGAAGUCUGCCCGCUCCUAGUAGCCAAGCCUUCCUCACUACCUCGUUUGUCUGGAAGUGACCCCUUUGCCUCCUUCACCGUCAGGCCUGUAAGCUACGUCUCACACACCCCCUCAUCUCCAUCUCCUCAAGUCCUGAAGGAACAACUGGAAUCCCUAUCAUCUCUCUCUGCCAAGUUUGACAUGCUGUCCAAUCGCUUUACUCGGGUAUACAGUUUACAGUAUAUUGUCCAAUAGUUCUCAAUAGAGUUCUGUUUUCCUCACAAUGGUUUGUUGUGGUGGCACCUGGAAAUUGGAACUUAAUUGUGGAGUGAAAGGGAUCUCACUGUUUUUCCUCAGACAUGGUAAAGUUGUAAACAUAUGGGUGAUGAUUAUGAAUGGGGCUACUGUAGUGUGUGUGUGUGUGGCGCACAGCUGUCUGCCUGUACUAGGACAGCUGCAUGAAAGACAGCUGAUGUGAGGGGAGUGAAAGAAGACUCUAACCUCCCCGGCUCUCACUAACACGCAUGCAACUCUCUCUAACCAGCAGGACCAGCAUGAGUCUAAAAAUGAACUCCAACCUAAGUGGAAACAGCAGAAAAACACCCCCUUCCUCUCCUCGGUCACCCCAGUGAGGGGGCAGGGCAGUGUCACCUCCAGUAUCUCUAAGGAGCCAUGGGUACGAAAGUAAUCCAUUGCUAUGCCUUAUGCAUGUAUCGCCCAGGGUCUGUGCUGGUUCGUUUGUCAAGGCAGUAUUAUUCACAAGACAAGGUAAUGGUGUUUGUGGUCAAAUGGGUUGGUCACAAGCCUUAGGUUUACUGCUGGUGUGGUCACAUGGGCAUAGGACUGCAACAGGGCCACCUAAUGGUCUUUAGGUGUACACACCCUCUAGCCUAUUCCAAAAAGAAUACCCCUCUAGCCCUUAUCUGAAUGUGGCGGUUUUGGCAAUGACUUUGUAACACGCAAAUGGAACAAUGUCUCAUCCUAACCCUAAUCGCUCCUUGUCGGCCUCAACGUUUAAAGAAUGUGUACUAAAAUAUGUGUGUUGCAGGUGGAGAAGAUAGCAGCUGGUGAGCAGACACCCAGCAGGGUGGAUGAGAAGGAUGUCCUCAAGGAGAUGUUCCCCUACGAGACCAACACUCCAACAGGAAUCAAGUAAGACACACACACGUUAUUCUAUCAACAUACAAAAACUUUUAUAAAUCCUUGUUAUAUCUGGCAGACUGCCACCCACAGUCUUGUCAUUCCUAUAAAGCAGUGUCCUGUAACUAAUUUGUUAAGAGCUUGAUAGUAAUUCUUGCCUGAUGGCAACUCAAAUGUGUGAAAUGUCACAAUGAAACUCAACUUUAUUCCUCUCCCAUCCCUCUAGCGCAACCUGUCGGCGGCCCAUCCGAGGUGCAGCCGGCAGGCCCCUAAAGUCUGGUGACCUGUGGACAGAUGAGACUCUCCUGCGUUCCACCUCUAACUCUUCCUACUCAGAGAGCCGCACCGCCACCGUCCACAGAGUCACCACCCUGCCCCCCUCCACCAGGCUGGUAACGUCAGUGACGCCCCCUGCUGGCAAGGCCGUAGCACCACCCCGUGGCCUGCCUUUCUGGCUGAAGCUGCUGCUCCUCAGCGUUGUAGCUGGCUUCAUAUUCUUCGUCUACCAGACCAUGGAGACCAAUGCUAUGGCCCCCUUUGGAGGGUCCUCCGAUUCCACGCAGACCAGUGACAGU